UUAAAUUUUAGUUUAUUUACGGAAUGGAGAGCAAGACUUCGCAGAAGAAGAGAAGUAAUCGCCGCAUUGACUUUACAAUGCCGGACGAGGAGUUUUUGAGAAGACAUCAUGCUGACGAAAGUCAGUGGCAGAAGUACAAUUUCAAUGAAAGGGCUAAAGAUAACACUUCAGUCUGGACCAAUAGCCAAUUGAACCAGUUUUCAAUGCAUCCUGAGGAAGGGCUGCAGGAAAAACUGGACUAUUUCAUCACUCCUUACAACACUAGCCUGAUCUACAAGAAAUUCAUGGAGUUCGAUGAGGAAGAGAAACAUAGAAAGAUGAUUAGAGUUGCAAAAAGAAACGUCUCAGAAGAAUGGCAGCUAAUUUCUGACUUUAUUCUAAAUCUUCGUCCAGAUGUGUUCAAAUAAAAGUUGUGAAAGCAUCAACAAGGGUUUGUUCUUAGAGCUCAAGCAGAGCCUGUACCACAUGCUUAUUCUGAAGAACAAGAAAAGGAAAAGUUUAAAGGGCUUGAGUGCCUCUAGGAGAAAACCAAUCACCAAUAUGGGGUUUAGCACCAAUACCGACUUGGAACUCCUCAAACACAGAACUGCACAAAGAUCUGGGAAUUUUAAGAAGAGUCUGAACAAACUUCCUUUUGGAUUGGAAAAAUCGGGAGAUGAUGUCUCAAAAAGGGUUAAGGAAAGCCAAGACUUGAAGAACAUGCUGUCAAUAAUGAACAACAGCAAUCGGAAGAAUAAAAGAGCUCAUAAGAAGAACAGGUCUCUGAUUGCUGAAAUGCUGGCUAAACAUUCUUCUAAGUUGAUCAAAUAAGAAUGGAAGAUCUAAAUCUAUGGUAAAGGGAUACAUUCAGAGUAGUAUCGAUAAGAGUGAGGAAAGUCCAAAAAGAUUCCAAAACAACCCGAAUCUUGCACAGACUUUUGAUUAUAGGAACGAUUCUACUGAAAAUAUGGGGCCUGGCUUCAUGAGCUCUUCACUUGGUAUUCAAAAGUACAGGCUUAAAUCCCUCAAACUGCAGUCACUAGGGUUAGCUGAGAAGUAUAAGAAGGAUAACCUUGAAAAUCCAAAGACCGAUUUAUCAUCAGAGAAAGAGAAAACAAUGAAAUCAGUUAUGGAGGAAUCAUUUUCUCUAAAACCAAUGAAUACUUUCGUCGCUCCAAAGGCUAAGAGUUUCCUAUCCAGCAGAGGAGACUCUCCUUGUGGGAGUAGAAACUUUCCUGAUCCAUCUCCCAUUAUUAAGAAGGUAAUCAUAAAGCCUAGAGCUGUGUCUAAGAACUAUGAGACAACUACUUAUUGGAAUGGAAAAGCCAGCAACCUCUCUCCAAUUAAGAAGUACUGUCCUAGGAAAGGAGUUUAUUCUGAGAAGAAAAUAAAGAGAAAGAAGAUGAAUAGGACAUUUACCAGGAUAUCUUACAAGAAAAACAACCUUGAUGCACAAAUACAGUCAUUUAUUUAGUGA
Molecule: messenger RNA, 1456 nt
Organism: Moneuplotes crassus
Lineage: Eukaryota; Ciliophora; Spirotrichea; Euplotida; Euplotidae
Source: the annotation of a GenBank genome assembly